AUGGCGCCUUCGGCAUUGGGGGAAAGUUCUUCUCGUUUGAACAAAUCGGGCAGGGUAAGAUUGCAAAAACACUGCACGAGAUGCACAUCGACCGGACGAACCUGUGAUGGGUACGGUGGUCAUGCUAUCAGGCCGUCAAUACAGUCACCGCACGUGGUGCAGAUGCCAUCGGCCUGGGGUCAGGUCUCUGGUAACGCGGUGGAAAUCAAGAACUUCGCUUUCUUCCGCUUGGUCACUACCACUGACCUGGCUGGCUUCUUCGAUGUUGGUUUCUGGACAGGCAAAUUAAUCCAACUCGCACACCAAUAUCCAUUCAUCACGGAUAGGACCCCGACCACUGUGACACGGGUGGGCGACACCCCAAAUAUGCGCUCCGCAUUGGUCCACUUCAACAAGCCGAUCCAGUCACUUCGCAAGCUACUUUCGGGGCCAACUUUGGCUCGGCUCGACAAAUUGGUUGCGCUCAGUACCUGUCUACUGUUCACCUGUAUGGUGAGUCUACCGGGUCGUCAAUGGCAGGCCUUUAUGCAUAUAGACUCAGGACUCAAAAUGGUACAUUACUGGAACCUGGGAGUCAGGGAUAGAAUUGAGUCAGACCAUGAUCUAGAUCUAGAUUUGCUCAUCCUUCACUUCAACAAGAUGAUGCGGCUUCUUCUGAGUAAAGACCUCAGCGACCCGACCUUCAUUUCCAAGAGUCUGGUCAAGAAGCAGAAAUGCAUUGACGAUUUCCAGCAACGGGAUGCCAGAUUAAGUUGCUUUCUGUCUACCACGGUUCCUUCUGAGACGAAUGACCAAGCCCUCAAUCUGCUCCACAUCCGUCGCAUCUUCGCAGGCGUGUUCCUGUCUCUCGAUUCUAGUACAGGCGAGCUAUGUCACGACGAUUUCAUACCAGAUUAUAGGCAGAUGCUUGGGCUGGCAAUCAGCCUCUUAGAUGAGUUGAAACUCGCCCCCACAGGCAAGGCAGGACGCCUCACAUCCCAAUACUGCCUCGCAACCACAGUUGCAGAGCCACUGUUUCUCAUUGCCGCCCGCUGCCGGAAGGCCACGAUUCGGAUUUGCGAAGGAUUGGUCGCCGCGAAACUAGCUGAAACGAUGCUUGAAGGUCGCAAGGGAGGCCGUCAAGAUUCAUGUACGACAGGACAGUGGGUAUGCGGGAAUCACCGCCUGGCGGUCUUACACUUUGUCCUGAUCGCGGAAAGGCAGAUCAAGAUCCUGAUCCGGACCGUCGAGGACUCGGUAUGUGGAAGGGGCGAGAGGGUCUUCGUUACAAGCUAUUGGUAGUCGGUUUUGUU
This is a messenger RNA of Aspergillus saccharolyticus JOP 1030-1, 1292 nucleotides long. RefSeq lists its product as uncharacterized. Lineage: Eukaryota; Fungi; Ascomycota; Eurotiomycetes; Eurotiales; Aspergillaceae. The coding region runs from base 1 to 1281 and encodes 426 amino acids. The record is from RefSeq and is a predicted model, not a curated record. The transcript has 5 exons.